This is a messenger RNA of Aspergillus pseudonomiae, 2383 nucleotides long. RefSeq names its product general substrate transporter. The coding region runs from base 542 to 2155 and encodes 537 amino acids. Gene Ontology annotation, molecular function: myo-inositol:proton symporter activity. Gene Ontology annotation, biological process: transmembrane transport. The record is from RefSeq and is a predicted model, not a curated record. Lineage: Eukaryota; Fungi; Ascomycota; Eurotiomycetes; Eurotiales; Aspergillaceae. Gene Ontology annotation, cellular component: membrane. The transcript has 4 exons.
GUUACAUAGUCUGGCCAUUUCUCCAUCCCCCGUCUCCCUUGGUGUUCUCAACAAUUGCGCGUACAACAAUUCAUCUGUAGCUGAUGUGAUUGCGACAGGGAAACUGUACGAUCUCUGUGUUCUUUUGGCUGAUCAUCUCCGAGACAUUGGGGCAAUGACAGGGUCUGCACGCAUACCAUGACAAAGGCUGUAUGUCUGGACUCGGAAGCAGCCACUAGUAGCUUUUAAGUAAAACUGGGGGAACACGAUGUCCGGGGAAGCUUAAAAUCAGUGGCUUACUACAAUCGACAUUAUUCGCCGAGUCAGCAAGAUGGUUGAGAGAAUCUGAAAAUAAUCGGGUUUAGGGGUGGCAAAGCCACAUGAUGACGCAGCCAUCGUUCCUUCGGGCCCAUUCUACUUUUGUUCUCAGGGUCAAUCGAUGAACUACCUGGCACUUCUAUGGCCCCUGUUAUUUAGGGGAUCUUACAGAUACUCUGUUCGAUGAGAAAUUCCUUUCUCAACGACCAGUGUUGUGGAGACAUAUUAUAUCUCUUUCACUGGCAUGAAAGCAUAUUUAUCCUGCCACCUUCACCCCGAACAAUGCGGUCGCUCAGGCAUUCAAUCCUCCUGCCUUCCAGACGCAAUUGAACUAGAAAAUGUAGAAGAAGGCAGUCGUAGAAGCUAUGUUGCGCAUCGCUCCACUGCGUUCUACACGCCGGUCUAUUCUCCGAGGUUCGUCUAUGGAUGCGUCCUGUCAGCAUCCAUUGGGGGACUUCUCUUCGGCUACGACACCGGAAUCAUUUCAAGUGCCCUUGUCGUAUUCCAUAAAGAUUUGGGCCAUGACCUCAGCAGGGAAGAGAAGCAACUCUUGACUAGUAUUACCAGCGGCGGUGCUUUUGUCGGAGCAUUGAUUGCGGCUCUCACCACGGAUGCGAUCGGACGAAAAAUGGUCCUAGGACUCGGGUGCAUCUGGUUCACCGUAGGCUCCGUCGUCGCAUCAUCCGCAUACUCAGUUGCCCUAAUGUCCAUCGCCCGAUUCAUCAUCGGGGUAGGCAUGGGCCUUGAAACCAUGGUAACACCACUCUACAUCUCUGAGCUCUCUCCUGCCUCCCGCCGCGGCCGCAUGAUCACCGUCUACUCGCUCGGAGUAACAGGCGGCCAAGCCCUCGCGUACGCAAUCGGCUCCAUGUUCAGCCUCGUCUCGCAAGGCUGGCGCUAUAUGUUCGCCUUCGGCGCCAUCCCAGCCCUAAUCCAAGUCGCGCUGUUCCCCAUCUACCCCGAAACGCCCCGCCACCUCAUCUAUCGGAACCAAACAGCAGACGCCAUAAUGGUGCUGCAGCAAAUCUACCCACAGGCACCCCCCUCCGACAUCCAGACCCUCGUCCAAACCAUCCAAGACGACGUCAAUCGCUCCAUCUCCUUCGACCAGGGCAUCCGGCGCGCAUGCUGGUCCUGGAAACAGCUGCAUACCGUCCCCUCGCAUCUCCGAUCGCUCAUCACAGCCUGCGGCCUCAUGGCGCUGCAGCAGCUCUCCGGCUUCAAUUCGCUGAUGUACUACUCCGCCACGCUCUUCAACAUAAUGGGCUUCUCGAAACCCAUCGAAGCGGGCCUGAUCGUCUCCGGGACGAACUUCCUCUUCACGGCCCUCUCACUGAAAUUCGUAGACCUGGGUCGUCGGCGCCUGCUGAUCGGCACCGUAUGGGGGUUACCGGUUGCGCUGGCGAUGGCGGCGGGCGCGUUCUCGAAGAUCCACAUCGACACGAAUCUAGAGCUCAUGGCCACGCCGCCGCUGUGGGCGAAGAUCCUUGCCAUCGUUUCGUUUGCGGUGUUCGUGGCUUUUUACGCGAUCGCGUUGGGCAAUGUGCCAUGGCUCGCUAAUGAGUUUCUGGCGCUGGAAGUCAGGGCCGUCGGGACGGCUAUGUUGACUAUGGUUUGUUGGGGCUCGAAUAUUCUGGUCUCGGCUACUUUUCUUUCUCUGGUGAGUGCGAUCUCGGCUUCCGGUACGUUUGGGCUCUAUGCUGGGGUUUGUUUCGUUGGGUGGGUGUUUAUUAUUUUCACGUAUCCGGAAACGGCGGGGUUAGGGCUGGAGAGUGUGCGACAGGUGUUUGAGCAUGGGUUUGGUGUUCGGUAUGCGAAUCAGCUGCAGGGGCUGCGGUGGAUAGAUGCAGAGAUGUGAGCUUGUCAUUUUUGUUUGUCGAUGUAUAUAAUUUUCAUGUUGCUGUAGAACUCUUUACGAAAGGCUUUAUUUGCUUUCUUUGAGAAACCUGGUGUUGCUAUAUCAGGGGCGUGUUCAACUCGUGAUAAGAAUCAUAUUGAUUGUUCGUGCCAAUAUAUGGUUAACAUUGAUGGAUGAAACUUCUCCAAGUAUCUAGCGUCCAGUCAUGAUAUGCACCAGUGCCAAAUU